Solea senegalensis (Senegalese sole) is the source of this 5564-nucleotide messenger RNA. It is a transcript of the gene smcr8a, whose product is annotated as Smith-Magenis syndrome chromosome region, candidate 8a. The transcript is spliced from 3 exons. The record is from RefSeq and is a predicted model, not a curated record. NCBI's taxonomy places the organism in Eukaryota, Metazoa, Chordata, Actinopteri, Pleuronectiformes, Soleidae. Gene Ontology annotation, cellular component: guanyl-nucleotide exchange factor complex. The coding region runs from base 723 to 3557 and encodes 944 amino acids. Gene Ontology annotation, molecular function: GTPase activator activity.
UAGUGACUCUAAUAACCUUAUUACAUAGAGUAUUGCAAGUCACCAUAGAAAAAACCCGUGUAGUUUUUGUUUUAGGGUGGACUUUCUGCAGAUGGGAGGAGAAAUGGUCACCUGACAUGACUGUAACCAGCUGGGUAAAUAUGGCGUCUGUUACUGGAUGUGAAAAUUACUACACGCAGCGCUUUUGUUUUUAAACGGUGUUGGUGUCGCACCAGGAGCCCGCAUUUUACCCCAAAAAUCGGUAAAGCGAUAGAGACGACGCAUGAAGACACGCAGGUCAGACGGAGAAAGCCGCUUCACCGAAGCGGUUGUGUGUUUUUUUACUCGGCACAGCAUGAAUGGUCUGAUGUCUGCCCCGACCCUGUGAUUGGCGCAAAAAUAAUUGCUUUUGUUAACAGAGUACCCGACUAGUAUGUAUUUCGUUGACUUAACAACCAUCCUGCAAUUGGGACUGGCUACUACUGAGACCACGGGUAAAUACUGCGUCUUCUCUGCGUUGGACGCGUUUUUUAAGUUUAUAUAAAUCCCUUUUAUAGACCGUCUCCAUCUCUGGGCUACUAGAAUCAUAUGCUUUAACCUCACUUACUCAGCCACUAUAUGGACAAUGUGAGAGCAGAAAGAUAACUCUGCUGCAUGUGGCUGUGCUCUAACAACUCGGUUAUGACUCUAAGCAGCACUGAACUCUGUGCUGUGUUUCUCAUGCCUUUCUCAACAACACCACUAUGAUAGGAUCGCCUGACGUGGUGGCUUUCACUAAAGAGGAUGAAUUUGGCCAGACAAGUCCUGACCCCUGGGGCCUCCCAGAGGAGUUCUCCAUCCCUCUCUAUCCUCCAGCUGACUCCAACCCCUGGGCCAAAACCUCCUAUGCCAAGUUCACCAAAGACUUCAUCCUCAUCUCCGAGUUCUCUGAGCAGGUGGGACCUCAGCCGCUCCUCACCAUCCCAGAUGACCCCAAAGUGUGCGGCACAUUCGAUCUUAACUACUUCUCUCUGCGUAUCAUGUCAGUGGACUACCAGGCGUCCUUUGUCGGACAUCCACCUGGCAGUGGCUACCCAAGACUCAGCUUUGUGGAGGACUCAAGAGUGGUGCUGGGCGACUCCAAGGAGGGGGCAUUUGCCUAUGUCCACCACCUCACACUUUACGACCUGGAGGCAAGGGGCUUCGUGCGACCUUUCUGCAUGGCGUAUAUUUCGGCAGAUGAGAGGAAAAUAAUGCUGCAAUUUCAGGAGAUGUCACUCCGUUUCUCGCAGGCAUCUGAGUGUCUUAAGGCUGGUAACAGAAGAGCCUUUGCCAAGGAACUUCAGAGGAAGCUCCAGGACCUGGAGUACACUCACUCUGUGCUGCAGAGAGAGGAGGGCCUGCAGAGAGAGGCAGGGCCUCAGUCCAUGUACUCUGCUCAUGUUGUAGAGAAGGCCAAUGAGCUGGCCAAUGUGGAAAAGAGCAUCUAUGAACACAGAGACCUGCUGAGACAGAUCAGCUCGUACUAUUGCUACCCACGCAGAGAUCCUCACGCUGUCACUUGCCAGAGGUGUAUGACUGAGUGCUUGAGUGAGUGCGAGGCGCUGUUGGACAAAUAUGCCAAGCUUGCCAACCCCUUCAGUUACACGGCCAAAGGAAGGAAGAGGGAAGAUGGGCAGGGUGAGAGUGAUGGUGAAGGAGGUGAGGAGGAAGUGGAGGAGGAUGAAGAGGGUAUUAAACGCAGGUCAUCUUACACGCCCCAGCUGAUCAAAGCCAAGUCUGCCAAGUGUUUCGACAAGCGAUUGAAGACCCUCCAAGAGCUGUGUGAUGACACUUUUUAUGAGGCCACCAUGGAGCUCCUAAAGGAGACAGAGAGGAGUUUCCGUGGUGACCUGUGUUACCUUCACACACGCCGCCUGGACAAGGCUUUACGCAAGAAACAGAGAGUUACCAACUUCCUGUUUGAGGAGGACCUCAGUGAUGAUGUGGAGGAUGAUGGAGGGAUAUUACAACCGUUCUGUGCUGUCAACCAUGCUGUAGAAAACUAUACACUCUUAAACCCACCUCCGAUUGUACUAGGACCAGAACCUCUAAAGCUACUGAAGCCUCCAGAUUCUAUAGACCCAAUCUCUGAGACCAGCAAUACAUUGGAGAGUGAGCUUGGGCUUGGGGAUAAUCAUUUGGAAUCCUCCCCCUCAAACCAGACUCUGGAAACCCUGGAGAGCUCAGAGGAGACCAAGGGGAGCUUUAGCAGUGAUAAGAGUGGGAUGGGUCCAGCAGAGAAGCAACAAAGUCUUGGUAAUGUGUCUGACCCUCCUGAUUUUGACUUGACCACUGACCCUGACCAGAUUACUGACUUGGAGAGAGAGAGCAGCAGUGAAGAUAUGGAAACCACUGCAGGGGAGGAUGAGGGUGACAAUGGGGGAGACCAACCACCUCUGUCUUUCCUGGAAGUUGCGUCUGAGCUAGAGGCCAAUUCGGAGGAUGACAGUGAAAGAUUUAGUGUUAAGACAUGUGAAAUACAGUCUGACUUGUUGGUUCCAAUUGACUCAGCAUGUUGUAUGGCUCAAGAGGGUUUCCUUUAUGAGGCAUCUGCUCCAGAGGCAGAUCCUCUUCAGGGUCAUAGUUCCUGCAGUCAAUCCUCUCAAACCCUGGUGGUCAACCAGGAACCCCAAUCCCUUCUUCCCCUCCAGGAUGAUUACUUUGUGGGUUCUCCAUGCACAGAAAAAACUGUAGCUGGUCUGGAACUGCCCAUUGGACAUUUUGGAGAUGCAGUGUCCCGAAAUUCAUUUGAAGAUGGGUCAGACUGCACCAUGAGUGCUUCUACAGGGUCUGAUCGUGCUGCCUCACCUCUCGGUUAUGGAGGGACGGUGACCUUGCGUCACAGGAAAAAAGCUGGCCAAGGAGCUCUGAGGUUUGUGCGACAGUACCCCUUUGCCAUGCAAGCUUUGUGGUGCCUGUUGAGUGGCAGAACGCUGGUGGUGCUUGGGGCAGAUGAGGGGAGGGUCCGCCGGUUGGUUGCUGCUCUGGCCCUCUUUGUUCCUGGCCCUGGGAAAUGUGGAGAGAGGGUUCAAGCCUGGCUGUGCUGCCCAUUUACCCUUACUGAUCUGCAGAGGUGGAAACUCAUUGGAUUGCAAAGAAUGGCGUCUCCUGUGGGGUCCAGCAUGCUUUACUCCCUGUCCCGCUACAGUCGAUACAUCUCCAUCCUUGAUGCUGACCAAAAGACCUUGCGCUGCCCCGCGUAUCAGGGCCAACUGCUUGCCAACUUAGCCGAUCACCGCACCUUCAUUCGCCGUGGCUCCACCUACUUCCUUCACACACAGAGCACCCUCUGUCACCUGGCCGCCAAGGCCUUCCUCUUUACUUUCACCCACCACCUCCACCUGCCUGUCAGCUCCACAGAGGGUCCUGAGGUUGUAGAGGGCAGACGGCGCUGCUUCCUGCAGGAGCAGCUGGGGCUGGGUGAGGAGGACAGCCAGAUACUGCUCUACCUCAGCCAUCUUAUCACUCAGCGGUACCUACAGGCUGCCACUGGGAGCAGUGGAGCAGCACCGUGUUUUAGUUUUAAAUACACCACCAGCGUUUUAUACAAAAUCUAAUAUUCUCCUGAGAGGAGGAUUCUCAUUUAUUGUUUUAGCUGAAAUUAUCUGUGACCCUUUGGUUUUGAGUGGACCACAGGUGAUUGUAUCAAGGUCUUAAGUAGUUUUAGUUUCAGAAAAAUCUUCUCUGGUUAUUAUUUUUCUGCCUUGCUGUCUUUUUCUCUUUUCUUACUUUUUCCUUAGGUAAGAGAGAACAAACUGUGAAUGUCAGAGAGUGGUUUACUUUGGUUCAGAGGUAUGUUGACACACACAAGCACGAGCAGACAGAGAUCUGCUCUACUGUUUGUCCUUUGGGCCAUUUGUCGUAAUUUUUCUCUUCUGUGUUACUUGCACUGGCCUUUUUGUGUGUGUGUUUGUGCGGGUGUGUGGGUGUGUAUGUGUGUGUGUGGUGCUGGUCUGACCUCCACCAGCUCACUAAUAGGUUAAAUCACAGCUCUGUGUCAGUCCCCACCAUCCACUGAGCAGAUUGUAAGUGUUGAUGUAAUAUCAGCUACAUGUAAACAUGUUUUUCAUGAUUCCUGUAACAUUUUCUGCCCAUGGUGAGCAGAUGUCUCUGAAUCUGUCCAUGUCACCUUAUUAGCAGGCUUGUUACAGCUGGUUUGUGACAUGCCUCUCUACAUACUUCCAAAAAACAUGCAAAGGCCAACUUUUUUUUUUUUAAAGCCAAUUUGUGUUUCACUCGGCCACACUUUCAGUUUUCGGUUUCAUAAAAUAGUUUUUACACAUGUUCCUGAAGUGGUUAAGUCUUCUGGUUGUUGUUUUUUAUAGUAUAGUCCCAAUGUUAGAUUUUAAAGGUGUAGAGUUGACUUUUGAAAGCAUGGAGUAAACAUUCCCAGACUCUGCUUUCAGUUUGUGAUGCAUGAGGACGUGUAUUCGGUGUGUGAAUUAGAUCCAGUUGGCUAUUAUGUGAUGUUGCAUGUCCGGAGACAUCAUGUCAUUGCACACAUAAAUGUUACUCACAGGAUUAGGACCAUUUUAAAGCUACUUAACCUAAAUGUAUUGCAUUUCACUGUUGUCUUAAAGUUGUGCGAGAGUGUUGUGGUGUCAGCAUGAGACUGUCCUGUGCCAGGGUGAAUUACUGUAUUGGUAUUUCUGUUUUUGUUGUAUUUGAAAGAAUGGACUUGGACAAGAUGCUGAACAUUUUGAAGAGUUGUUGCAGGGAAUGAUACGGAUGUGUUUGUGUAGAUUUUAUGAAUUUCUUGUGCCAUCAAACACAAAACUCUGAAGUUUGACACUUCAUUCCUGCGUCACUCAUUGCUAGUAAUCCAGCUCUAUUAUUUAUUGCUUCAGGACAAACUUGGGAUUAUGAUCAUCAUGCUGAGAACACCCAGACUUUUUGUCUGGAGUAUGUGGAGUAAAUGAAAAAGUAGUAAAUCUUUAAAGUUUUGUCACGUCGGCCAUUAAAAUCACAGCAGAAAAGUGUCUUUGAUAGUAUUUUAGAUUUUCCUGCUCAUAAAUCUGUGGCGUCAGUGAUGGAGCUUUGGUUAUGUGUCUAGGUUGGUGACUGUGCUUGUGAUUGCAUGGUUAGAGUUUUAAUGUGAAAGGUCAAACAAUGGCUGCUGUCCCUCCUGCUAUGAACAAAAAAUGAAGGCAUAUGCUUUUAAUUACCAUCAACUGUACUAUUUAAAUGUUCCACCCAAAGUUUUUUUCAGUUUGGUGCACUGAGUUCUUUAUUUUUUUUUGUUAUUUCCAUUUUAAUUGCUUGAAUAACAUUUAUUUCUGUUCAGAUGUUAUAAAUCUUUUUUUUAGCUUUUGUCCCUCUAAUGCAAAAAGGUGAAUGUAAUCUGAAAAAGCCAUACCACAGUGUGCUUAACGCGUUGUCACUAAGUGUCUGUAUGUUGCCAUAUCAUAUCCUUUUGUAUCUAAUCAUGCGAGGGCAGUGUAUUAACUUCAGUCUAGUAUGACUGUGCUAUUGCCAGUUAUUUUACUAAAACACGUCGUGAAUGUCUUGAUUCUUUUAUGUAAUGUUCAACAUAGUCAUUGACUUCAUUAAAUUAUUUGAAUCUA